GCACCACUCGGCUAAGCACCCACCACACCACAACUACCACCAUGGAUGACUCUACGUCUGCGCAGCAAAAGCCAAUACACUCGCUUAUUCUGGAUACCGGACCACUGAUCAAAAACGCCGUGUCAAUCUCAACCCUCAUCAACUCUGCCGAGGAACUCAUCACCACUCCCGCCAUCCUGUCUGAAAUCCGCGAUGAGGCGACAAGAUCACGUGUGCAAACGACGCUGGUUCCCUUUCUAAAAAUUAGAAACCCCAGUCCCGCCAGCUACGACGCUGUGAUUGUAUUCAGCAAGAAGACGGGCGACUAUGAAGUGCUCAGCAGACAGGAUCUGGGCAUCCUGGCCCUGGCGUACGAGGUCCAUUGUGAACGGAACGGCGGAAACUGGGGGCUGAGGGAAGUCCCAAAGGGGGAAGUGAAGAGGAGGCCAGAAGAGAUUGAGGCGGACAAGGAAAAGGUCGCGCAAGCUGCGGCUGAGGGUGGCUCGUCAAAAUCGGCGAGUAAGCGCAGGCGCAAGGCGGCCAAGGCCCGUCAGGCGAGCGAGGACGUUACAGAAGAGGCGGCCGAGGAGGCGAAUCCCGAGGUAUCAGGCAGUGCUGAGCCCGGCAAGGCUGAUGAGACUGAUGAGGGUUGGGAGCAACCUACAGGCAAGCGUGCGGCCAAGCCCAGGGCGCCAAAGUCUAUCAAGUUCAAUUUCAAGCCGACUGAAGAGGCCGAAGAGGACCAGAUCCAGCAACAGGAACAGCCUACUCUGACUGAUGCGCAAGAGGACGGUGGUGUUUCAGUCACUCAGGAGCAGGUCCACGAGCAGAUACAAGAGCAGGUCGCAGCGCAGGUCCAGGAUCAGAUUCAUGAGCAGGUCGAAAACCAGAUUCACGAGCAACUUGAGAACAAGGGCCAGGAUAAUCUCGAAAGCCAAGUUGUAGAGAAGGCUGAACAGCAGAUUGAACAGCAAGUCCAGGAGCAGGUUCAGGAGCAGCUUGAAGAACAACUAGGCGAGCAGGGACUCAUCGACAAGUCGGCAGCAGUCGAGGCGCCCAGCGCCAGCAUUCACAUUGAGCAAAACGCAGAGCUGUCCGUUGCACCAGAGCACUCACAAGCUACCUCAGAGCCAAACCUAGAGCACGACAUGGCCGACCUUUCCCUCUCACAACAACCAUCCCAGCAACCCACGCCUCCCACCACCGACGACUCAGCCCCAGACUCAGACUCAGACGGCGAAUGGAUCACACCCCACAACCUCCCAGAGCACCAAGCCAAAGACUCGAGCCUCCAACCCCACAUCCAAACCACUGCAAACCGCCAACUCGACGUAGCAACCAUGACAACCGACUUCGCCAUGCAAAACGUGCUCCUCCAACUAAACCUCCACCUCCUCUCGCCCCACAUGCAGCGCAUCAAAAACGUGACAACCAAAGUCCUUCGCUGCCACGCCUGCUUCCACAUCGUCAAGCAAAUGGCACGCCAAUUCUGUCCGCGCUGCGGCCAACCCACCCUGCAACGCGUCUCGUGCAGCACCAACGCCAAGGGCGAAUUCAAAAUCCAUCUCGCGCGCAACUACACGUUCAACAAGCGCGGCGACAAAUACAGCAUUCCCAAGCCCAUAGCCGGAACCGCAAACAAUAAAUGGAGCGCCGGCCAGGGCGGCGGCAAGGCGGGCUGGGGCAAGGAUUUGAUUCUCGCGGAGGACCAGAAGGAGUAUCUGAGGAGCGUCGAGGCGGACAAGAGGGGGAAACAGAGGGAUCUUAUGGACCGCGAUUAUCUGCCCGCCAUUUUGACGGGUGAUAGGGGCGCGAAAGCGGGG
Messenger RNA from Exserohilum turcica Et28A, 1802 nucleotides. RefSeq lists its product as uncharacterized. The record is from RefSeq and is a predicted model, not a curated record. Gene Ontology annotation, cellular component: preribosome, small subunit precursor. Gene Ontology annotation, molecular function: RNA endonuclease activity. Lineage: Eukaryota; Fungi; Ascomycota; Dothideomycetes; Pleosporales; Pleosporaceae. The transcript has a single exon. The annotation marks the transcript as partial. Gene Ontology annotation, biological process: maturation of SSU-rRNA; ribosomal small subunit biogenesis.